Molecule: messenger RNA, 2751 nt
Organism: Anarrhichthys ocellatus (wolf-eel)
Lineage: Eukaryota; Metazoa; Chordata; Actinopteri; Perciformes; Anarhichadidae
Gene: m6pr
Product: mannose-6-phosphate receptor (cation dependent)
Exons: 7
Coding region: 340-1179 (279 amino acids)
Biological process (GO): protein targeting to lysosome
Cellular component (GO): trans-Golgi network; Golgi apparatus; endosome
Molecular function (GO): protein domain specific binding
Source: RefSeq, a predicted model, not a curated record
UGUGUUUAGUUUCACUUCCGCACUCCGCUGCUGCUGCCUGUAGCCUGUUAGCCUCUUGGAUGCCACUUCACACAAUUUGAGAAAGAAAGCGCGUUUCUUAUCCAGGACAAGGAAAAGCGUGCCGCUAACAACGUUCAUAUACAACUCCCGAGUACAUGCAGGUGUACUUUAUUUUAAUUGCAUAACAAAAUAGCAGCUUUAUUGCUUUAUUAAGUCAACCAGGAAGCGACGUUAGCGCGACGAAGCUCACUACACAACGGGCUACAUGUUUAAAGAUCUGUUAAAACCGUAACUAACAAAGGAACCCCCCCCCCAUACUCAUUGACUGUAGAAGAAGUCAUGAAGGUGGUCAACAGUCGCGGCGGAGGGUCCUUCCUGCUGUGGACCCUGGUCGUUCAGCUGGUCCUGUGUGGGAGUGGGGUCUACGCCACUGACGGCACCAAAAGCUGUAAACUGUUAAACGAGUCGGACUCAGAACGCAAAGUCCUCAGUCGACUCGAGUCACUUGCCCAUAAGAACUUUACAGCAGAGACCAAGAUUGGAGGUGAGAGUUACACAUAUGUGUUCCAGCUGUGUGGAGAUGCAGGGGGGUUUACCGGAGCCGGCAUUGUUCAGCUGGACAGCAAGAAAUUGGAAAGUAAACCAACACUGGUUGGCCUGUAUAAUGCAACGCAGGCCAUUGGAGGAAGUGACUGGGUGAUGUUGAUCUAUAACAACGGUGACAGAUAUGAUGCCCACUGUUCCAAAGAAAUGAGGAGAGCCAUGGUCAUGAUUUCCUGCAACAAAAAAGUGGAUGUGGGCCAGCUGAAGGUGGUGCUGGAGGACAGGCAGAGGGUGCAGGACUGUUUCUACCUGUUUGAACUGGACUCCAGUGCUAUGUGUGAAGCUGUUGAGUCCCACAUCAGCGCUGGCUCCAUAAUACUCAUCAUUGGUCUCUGUCUUCUGGCUGUUUAUCUCAUUGGAGGUUUCCUCUACCAACGACUGAUUGUUGGAGCCAAAGGGAUGGAGCAAUUCCCGAAUUAUGCUUUUUGGGUGGAAGUUGGCAACAUGACAGCGGAUGGAUGUGACUUUGUGUGUCGGUCACGGAAUCGGGAGAACGCCCCGGCUUACAGGGGAGUGGCCACAGAACCUUUAGAAGAAGAGCCAGAGGAGAGAGAUGACCACUUACUGCCUAUGUGACCUCAACACGUCAGAAGUGGGACAGAAAGUUUCGCUGUGUGACACAGUUUACUCUUUCACAAGCGGCAGGUUGCUGUUAGACACAAGUCUUGUUUUCCUGUACUGGUUUAGGUUAGGACCUGUCAGCGUGUAUUCCAGACUUGUGCCUAGAGCAACGACUGUGUGGUCUGCUCGUCACUUACGAGUUACUCAUAGGGCUGACAGACCCCAUGCAUUUCAUUCAGCCGUUUGAUGUCAAACAAAAGAGUGACUUAUCCGAUAUUACAAAGUGACAAUAAAGAGUGACUUUUCUUCUGUGGAAAUCUGGCACUAAAGGGAGAAGUUAAGAAGUUGGAUUUCUACCUGAUUUAAACUUAAUGUCCUGUUGCUCAUCUUUUUCUGCUUAGCUGUUUUUUUCUUGGGUCCUGGUUGUGCACUGACAGUUGUAGGUUACAAAACACACAAGUACUUUUGCUUGUGUAAUUUGGCUUUAAUCAGUUUAUGUAUUUUGUGUAUUGAAAGUGAACGAAGUAAUAGAAUGUAAAUGUAUAAUUAUAAGUUCUGUGAGUGUGCCUACAGCCUUGCUACACAAAUAGAAAUAGCUUGACUGACCUGGAUUUUUGUUUGGGCUUCCUUUCUCUCUGAUAUCUUCCUAAAAUGCUUCCUGAAUGAAAUCUGAUCUCGACAGUUAUAACUAACCGUCCUCUUACAUAUUUAUCUGAAAGGUCAACAAUGCUGUUAAAUUAAUGUGCUGAACUUACAAAUGUAGUGUCUGAAGCAAAGUAUCCAACUAAAAUUCAAUGUAUUAUGCUAUUUAUAAUUUAUUAUAUCAAAAAGUAUGAUAUAUACGGUAUAUAUGUAUUUGGGGUAUUGUAUUUCCAUAGAAUAAAUGAACAUUCACCACAAAAGACCAAUAUUUCUGAUCACAAAUAUAUUGAAUAAUUAAUAUUAUAGCGGGCAAACUCUGGUCUGGAUGCCUACGUUAUAUAACACACACACACCAACAUGGCAGGAGAAGAGUCGACUGUCUUUUGACCAAAUAUUCAGGCCGCUUCAUGCCUGAUGCUUUGCUUCUUUAGGAGGAUAGAGCGGCAGUGAAAAAACUUCCUUUUCUAUACACCUAUAUCAAUAUAAUACGGUUGUAAACAUGUUACAGCUCUGAGGAUACAAAUAAUGAAGUUUGUAAAAUGUUUAGAAAAUUCAAAUGAUUAAUGGAUUACAGCAGGAUUUUGAUGGUUAAAUGAUGUUAGGAAGGUUCAGUUGCAUAUGAAGUUACUAUAUUAUUGUCAGUGUGAGCACUUGUGUUUGUUUUGGUUUGUUUCCAUCUUUGCUUUUUGUGUUUAUUAAGUUGGAAUGUCUUUGCUAUGUCAGGGAAUCAGCCUCUAGAUUAAUAUCUAGUAAAAACGUGUUUGUUUCAGUGAGGAUUCCAAUGUUUUUGUUUCUUUUCUGAUUCCAUAAACAAAUAAAAUAUGAAAGUAGUUUGUGUAUGUCCAUUGUAGUGGUGAAAUUAGUACACACCCAAGUGCACUCACCUUUUGGAGAUUUAAAUUAAUGAAUGUAAAAUGUUUUAAUAAAAUCAUUUAAGGCACAACA